AUGAGAUCAAGUAAAAAAGAAUUAAGGUAUACUAAACGAUUAAAAAGAAAGAAGUUAUAUAGAUCUCCGAUAUGUAAAAAGCAUAAAAAUAAACGUAAAUGGUAUACAGUCCAUAAGUCAUUUGAUCCUUUACACAAAGAUUUUUAUCCUAAGAAAUUAGAAAAUGCAGAAGACACAAAACACUGGAAAGUUAUGCCAAAAGACUCUUGCGAAGUUUACAGGGCACGACGGAAACGACAGCAAACAGGAAUGUCUACUAGACCAAGCGAAAAUAUAGAGGAAAACCAAAUUAUUGAUCGGGACGAUUAUUGA
Molecule: messenger RNA, 312 nt
Organism: Arctia plantaginis
Lineage: Eukaryota; Metazoa; Arthropoda; Insecta; Lepidoptera; Erebidae
Source: the annotation of a GenBank genome assembly